Molecule: messenger RNA, 3010 nt
Organism: Cydia pomonella (codling moth)
Lineage: Eukaryota; Metazoa; Arthropoda; Insecta; Lepidoptera; Tortricidae
Gene: ash2
Product: set1/Ash2 histone methyltransferase complex subunit ASH2
Exons: 10
Coding region: 161-1870 (569 amino acids)
Cellular component (GO): Set1C/COMPASS complex
Molecular function (GO): protein binding; transcription cis-regulatory region binding
Source: RefSeq, a predicted model, not a curated record
AAAAAAUACUGACAAUUUGGUGUGAUUUGGUCAAGCGUUUAUCCCGUUUUGCCAAUAGUAGAGCGUUUUAGUCAAGAGAUUUCUAGUAAAUCAUGUGAUACUCAUAUAAAUUUUGAGACAAUAAGGAUUUAUUUGUGUCCAGGGGACCCUAUUACGCGAGAUGGCGUCUGAAGACACAAGAAAAUCAUCCGAAGCAGAUCUAUCAACUAGUGCACAAUGCAUGCAUUCAGAAUCUCAUAAGCCGGCAGAUCAUUACGAUAGAAACAAAACAAACAAAUCUGGAAGUGAUUCUCAGGGGUCUUGCUACUGUGGCAAAGACAGGAAUCUUAACAUAGUGGAACUACUGUGCGCUUCAUGUAACAGAUGGUUUCAUGAGUCUUGUAUUGGGUAUCAGUUAGGAAAAUUGGUACCUUUUAUGACAAAUUAUUUGUUCAUUUGUAAAAACUGCUCUCCGACUGGUCUGGAGACUUUUAAGAAGAAUCAAGCUCCAUUUCCGCAAAUGUGUCUGACAGCUAUUGCAAAUUUGAAGCAGGAGAGUGCAAAAAAUGGCAGUAAUAAGUCUCUUUUUAGCAAGGAUAGAGAGAUUAUUCCAUACAUAGAUCAAUACUGGGAGGCAAUGACAACUAUGCCUCGAAGAGUGACUCAGUCUUGGUAUGCUACAGUGCAAAGAGCGCUAAUCAAGGAUAUUCAGGUUCUUUUUACAUACGAGGAGGACUCGACCCACGGGCCAAUGUUUGGGCUCUACAAUAUGGAGCUUACCUCAAUCAAGCCUAAUUAUGAAGCUAUGAUCAAGCAAGGGCAGCUGAAAGUCACUGAUAUGGGAAUUGCUACAAUACCCCUGGCAGGCAACGUAAAGGGACGUCAAGGCAAGCGCCGUCCGGCCGUCGGCGGCGCGGCCGAGGCGGGCGCCCCGGCCGGCAAGAAGGGUCGCGCCGCCGACCCCGCCAGUCUCAAGUUACCAUCUCAUGGGUAUCCAACGGAGCAUCCAUUCAAUAAGGAUGGCUACCGGUAUAUACUGGCUGAGCCUGAUCCUCACGCACCAUUCAGACAGGAAUUUGACGAGAGCAAUGAAUGGAGCGGCAAGCCCAUCCCAGGCUGGUUGUACCGCUCGCUCUGUCCCGGCAUCGUGCUGCUCGCUCUACACGACCGCGCGCCGCAGCUGAAGAUAUCCGAGGACCGGCUCGCGGUGACCGGCGAGAAGGGCUACUGCAUGGUGCGCGCCACCCACGGCGUAUCACGAGGCGCAUGGUACUGGGAAGCCACCGUGGAAGAGAUGCCGGAAGGCGCAGCGUCCCGCCUGGGCUGGGGCCGGCGCUACGCGAACCUGCAGGCGCCGCUCGGCUACGACAAGUUCGGCUACUCGUGGCGCAGCCGCAAGGGCACCAGAUUCCACGAGUCGCGCGGCAAACAUUACAGCAACGGUUACGGCGAGGGUGACACGCUGGGCUUCCUUAUUGUGUUGCCUAACAACCACAAUACUAAGUACACGCCCAACACCUACAAGGAUCGGCCACUAGUAAAAUUCAAAAGCCACCUCUACUAUGAAGACAAAGACAACAUUCAAGAAUCUCUCAACAAUCUGAAGCCGCUAACUGGCUCCAAGAUAUACUUCUUCAAGAACGGCCAGUGCCAAGGGGCAGCCUUUUUGGACGUGUAUCAGGGCUGCUAUUAUCCUUCAGUCAGUUUACAUAAGAGUGCCACGGUUAGCGUCAACUUUGGUCCCAACUUCAAGCAUCCUCCGGGGAGUGAAUAUAGCUACAGACCGAUGUCCGAAAAGGCAGAGGAAGCGAUCUGCGAACAGACCAUGGCCGAUCUCCUGUACCUCACCGACAACGAGGGCAAGCUGCGACUCGACAACUUCAAUCUCUGAUAUACGUAGCACCGUUAAUUCGGUGUGCAUGGACUGAGUGUGAGAUACGACACAACAGUGAACUAUAUAUCAUAUGAAUGUGUAUAUGUAAUAUAUUUAUUAAAGUACCCUUCUCGACUUAUGUAGCAUGGUCGCUUUUAACUGACUUAACCUUAAUUCAAAACCAGAUCGUGAAUGCAAACCUCCUUGGAUGAUCUUUUAUGGUCUAACAUUUUGGAAGUUGUCUGAACUUGAACUGAACAAUAUGACAAAAAUUGGCAAAGGUAUGAAGUUGCAGUAUUACUAAUUUUCGUUAAUUGGGGCCGUAACCAAGAUAACAAUCAUUUAUCUAUAAAUACGGAAGAGUAAUUCAUUGGACUGUUACAUGCGAACGAAAAGUGAUCAUUUCCAUACAUUAUUUAAAUAUCUGUUGGUAUUUUCUAUAAACAAUUGUCACUUGGCUAGGGCUCCCUUAAUGGCGAACAUGACUGUAAAUAAUUGAAAUCUGUAUUGGUCAUAUGAAUAAAUAUUAAUGAUAAGUAUUAAAUUAAAUCAUUGUAACUCUUAUAACAAUAUGUACUCAAAUAUUGAAUACAAAUGGAAUAUACCUUUUACGUAUCAUAUAUGAAUUCUAUUAUUAUGAUGAUUCAUAAUCUUCAUUGCAUUGGUAACUAUUCUAGUAAGUAGUCACAUAUAAGAUUAUAUAGUUACCAUUAAAUCGACUAAAUACUUGUCAGAAUAUUGGCCUUUCAAAAAUGAAUCGUGUAUUAAAAUUAGAAUUUCUAUUUCUAUUCUGUCAGAAUGUUGGCCUUACAAAAAUGAAUCAUUUAUUAAAAUUAGAAUAGAAUGCUUUGUCCGGCCAAAAUAUUCAUGUACUCCUGUGUAGUCAGGAGCACGUCUAUCACCAGUAAAAAAGCAGGAAAUUUGAAAAAUGAAAGCGAAGGGUUGAUUACCCUUAGAAAUGUUUAAUAUCUCGAAAUCAUAUGUAUAUUGAGUGAAAUGAUGAGUAUUAUAUUCCUAUAACUCCUAAAUGGAUUACAAUAGAAUCAUAGCAAAGUAUACAUAUCAAGGUUACAUCAAUAGGUAUCUCAAGUUGUACAAGUUGAAUGUUGUGUUGUGUAAGCAAAGUGUACAUGUUGAUAAAUAUUUUAUACCCAAAAA